CUUCACACUUGGUAUAUAUAUGAAGAAUUAGUUCGCCAAAUAUCUCCUCCAUGCCAAGUUUUGCUUUUGUGCAAAUUCCCUUGUCUUUUUACCUAAUAAUGGACACACAGAAGCUCCUCUGCUCUCUCCUCUGCUGCUUCCUCUUCUCCCUUCUCUCAGGGCAACAACUGGUGCAAGGAGGCCACCACCACCACCACCACCACCACACCCAUCAUCACCUCUUUAAUUUUCGCCCCACAAAGCUCUUUGUCUUUGGGGAUUCGUAUGCUGACACAGGCAACAGGAAAUCCGGAGCCAACUCUUGGAAGUACCCCUAUGGCAUCACCUUCCCCGGAAAACCAGCCGGUCGUUUCUCCGAUGGCCGUGUUCUCACCGACUACGUUGCAAAGACCGUGGGGCUCAAGUCUCCAAUUCCGUACAAAUGGAAGCAACUCGGGGGGAAAUACUUGAAAAAUGGGAUGAACUUUGCAUACGGAGGCACAGGAGUAUUCAAUACGUUAGUCCCAGGCCCAAACAUGACCACCCAGAUCGAUUUCUUCCAGGAUCUCGUCAAAGACAACGUGUUUACUGCUACAGAUCUACAGUCCUCUGUGGCCCUCCUCUCCCUUGCUGGUAAUGAUUACUCUGUUUACGCUGCAAGCAGUGGGUCUACUCAGAGCUUGCAAUCGUUCAUUACCGCAGUGGUGAAUCAAAUUACUGUAAACUUGAAACGCAUUCAUGGGUUGGGAAUUAAAAAAGCAGCAGUGACAUCUCUACAGCCUUUAGGAUGUCUCCCUCAGAGCACGGCCAUGUCGUCAUUCCGACAAUGCAAUGGAACUCAAAACUCUUUCGUGAAUUUCCACAACCUCUUGUUGAAACAAGCCGUGGCUCAGUUGAACAACGAGACCAAGGAUAAUCAUGUCGUCAUUCUCGAUCUUUAUGCCUCCUUCAUGUCUGUAUUCACGAAGAAAGGAGACCACCCAGGAAGUACAAGGUUUGAGAACCCAUUGAAGCCAUGUUGUAUGGGUGUAAGCAGAGAAUAUUUCUGUGGAAGUGAGGAUGAGAGUACUGGGGCCAAGAAAUAUACAAUCUGUGAUGACCCUGAAUCGGCAUUCUUUUGGGACACGGUGCAUCCUACGCAGGAGGGAUGGCGUGCUGUGUAUUCAGCUUUGCAACCCACUCUUGAACAGCUUUAAAGGAGGUUUUUUUUUUUUUUUUAGGAUGAAUAACUUUAAUGGAGUUAUCGAAAAGAAGGGGGAAAGAAAAUUUGGCGUUACUUGUUUGGUUUUGUUGUACUAUGGUUUGGGGUUUGGUCAUAUGUAAGUUGUGUAACUACGUAAGAAUGAAUGGUUUUGUUCUGGGAAGGCUCUCCUCUCCUCUGUUUUUGGCAUGCUAUUAUGGUAGGAUGCCGGUGUAUAUUGGCCCGUUUGAAAUUCACGUUUCCUCCUCCCCCCAUUUUCUCUC
Molecule: messenger RNA, 1443 nt
Organism: Alnus glutinosa
Lineage: Eukaryota; Viridiplantae; Streptophyta; Magnoliopsida; Fagales; Betulaceae
Product: GDSL esterase/lipase At5g03610-like
Exons: 5
Coding region: 51-1175 (374 amino acids)
Molecular function (GO): hydrolase activity, acting on ester bonds
Source: RefSeq, a predicted model, not a curated record